Rotaria sp. Silwood1 is the source of this 306-nucleotide messenger RNA. The record is from the annotation of a GenBank genome assembly. NCBI's taxonomy places the organism in Eukaryota, Metazoa, Rotifera, Eurotatoria, Philodinida, Philodinidae.
AUGUUCCCUAAUCGUGUACAACUUCAAUCAACAAAUGAAGCUGAAAAAUAUUUAAUUGAUAUGAUUGAAAAUGGACAAAUAUUUGCAUCAAUUAAUAAAAAAGAUGGUAUGGUUAUAUUUCAUGGUUCACCAGAAAAAUUUGAUGCUAAUAAUAUGUUAUCAAAAUUACAAGAUGAAACAGAAAAACGUAUGUUAGCUGAAAAACAAUUAAGAGAAUUAGAACGACAAAUAUCAUUAAGUAAAACAUAUAUUCAACGUACACAACAAUCAAGUCCUUAUCAUGAUCGUCCCAAAGUACUUAGUUAA